CCGCGGUCUCUUCCCCUUGUAAGUCACGUAGCGCAGGGUCAAGAAUGGCUUGGCUUCAAAAUGUGGCUUUUUUUUCCUGCUCCCUCCUUCAGCUGCACUUUUCCCGCGACACACUUCAGUCACAAGAUGAAUGCAGUCAGCUACAGCAUGACAUAGACAAGCUAUAGACAGUUGAGAGAGGAAGAAGUCAGUGGCACCCUCACCUCAGACAAGACAAAGCUAACAAUUGAUAAUGAAAGCGGUGCCAGAGAAGCGAUGCCUUCACCCACGCUGUGUUCACCACGAUGGAGGAGUGCCCACACUUCCAGGACCUUACUGUUAAGAGGUUCCUGAAGACCCUACUUGAGCACAACCGCCGAGACAUUCUCUCCAAGCCGGAGAAGUUUGUGCGCCUGAAGCCAGGGAGUGAUGCUGUUAAGACCUUCACUCUGUCUAUCCAGAGGGAUCCGCAGGUGCUGGUGGUGGAAUCUUGCUUGGACAGUGUGCCUGUAACACACAGGCACAUUUCUCCAAAAGGUGACACAUUAUCUUUCAGAAUGGCUUCACUCCUGCAAAACAACUGUGUACUUUUCUCUCACAAAUCCACACACAGCAGGAACAUUUUCCUAAGAGGAUGCUGUUCUUAUGUGUUGCAGUGCUGUGUCUCUCACUUUCAACAAGCUCUAGUGGAAGUUAAGGGGAGUUUCAAUAGUGUUUUUAUGAUUUGAAUGACUGAACAUUGGUGACAUUCCUCAGGUUGACGCUGUGCUGCCGGUACUGUCGCCUCAGCUUCUGCGUCAGAUUCAGAACAGAGACUUCAGCAGAGAGAGUGAGUGGGAGAAACGCUACAACCGCUUUGCCCACUCGAUGAUGCUAGACCAGCAUGUGGAGUACGGGAGCAAGAAUGGGUUCUGCCGUGCCGUUUGUCCUGCCAGAUUCCCGGAGGAGACCAGCAGCAGCAGCAGCAGCAGCAGCAGCACACAAGAGGUGUUUUCUGUAUGAUGAUGAUAAUGGAAAAAGCAUGUUAUAAGCAGGGCAACGUAAUGAAAUUCAGUGAAUGGACGUGUGUGCGUGGCUGCAAUCACUAUGAAAUUAAGUUGAAAAUAAGAAAUAUAUUACUUUACAGAAAGGAAUGCUUAGAGUGAAUGAAAAUUACUGUAAUGAAUGAAUGGAAAUAAAGUUGUGAGUCAUUAAAUGAUUAGGAAAAGAAGCUGUGAAUAGGUACAUUACUGUUAUUACUGAAAGGAAGAAUAUUUGUAGGAUAUGUCAUGUAUAUUAUCAAAGUGUUUUCAUUCUUACUUUCUUCUUUCUCUUUCAUCUUUUCUUAGUAUAUUUAAGUGAAUUUCUCUCUCUCUCUCUCUCUCUCUCGCUCUCGCUCUCUCUCUCUC
Molecule: messenger RNA, 1367 nt
Organism: Scylla paramamosain (green mud crab)
Lineage: Eukaryota; Metazoa; Arthropoda; Malacostraca; Decapoda; Portunidae
Exons: 5
Coding region: 285-707 (140 amino acids)
Source: RefSeq, a predicted model, not a curated record